AUGGUUGCUAGAGAAGGGACAGAAUUAAAAACACGCCAAGAAAACAUAUCUUCACAAUCUAGCUGGUUGAGCACAGAAGAAAGGAACCAAGCUUUGUAUGAUCUUAAAGCUGCUGGCUGGUCUGAACUCACUGAAAGAGAUGCUAUAUUCAGAGAAUUCAUAUUCAAAACUUUUAAUCAGGCCUUUGGUUUUAUGACUCGGGUAGCUCUUCAGGCUGAAAAGAUGAAUCAUCAUCCUGAGUGGUUUAAUGUGUACAACAAGGUCCAGAUAACGCUCAUUUCCCAUGACUGUGGUGGCCUGACAAAGCGAGAUGUCAAGCUGGCUCAAUUUAUUGACAAAGCUGCUGCGUCUUGUCUAACAACUGGGUGCUAAAGUAAUAAUUAAAAAAAAAAUCUACAAUGUGUUUAUUUAGUCUUCCCUCUUAAAAAAGUUAAUCCUCAAAUUUCCCCAUUGUUGUAGAAGCUUUUGCAUAGAUAC
This is a messenger RNA of Protobothrops mucrosquamatus (brown spotted pit viper), 477 nucleotides long. It is a transcript of the gene PCBD2, whose product is annotated as pterin-4 alpha-carbinolamine dehydratase 2. Gene Ontology annotation, biological process: tetrahydrobiopterin biosynthetic process. Gene Ontology annotation, molecular function: 4-alpha-hydroxytetrahydrobiopterin dehydratase activity. Bases 1 to 372 code for a protein of 123 amino acids. The transcript is spliced from 4 exons. Lineage: Eukaryota; Metazoa; Chordata; Lepidosauria; Squamata; Viperidae. The record is from RefSeq and is a predicted model, not a curated record.